ACUCAAACAUUAAGAGUUAUUAUUACUCACACCAUUUCAAGGGUCAAUGAAAAAUUAUUCAUUGAAAUUCAUUGCAUACAGCUCUUCCCUCCGAGUCCCUCUCCACUUAGCCAAGCCCUAAAUUUCGAUUCUUUUUCACAGCAACAAUCAUCAUCAUCAUUCCGCAGUCCACUCUGAUCGUUUUCAACUAAUGGAUAAUAAGGGCAUGAAGAAGAGAGUGAAAAGAAGAUCAUCAAUGGGCGAUAAUGACAGAAUUUCGAAACUUCCUGAUGCGGUGAUCAUUCACAUCCUGUCAUUUCUCCCAACUCAAGAUGUGGUUCGGACAUGCCUUCUUUCAAAGCGUUGGAAACUCUUUUGGUACUCAGUUCCCACAAUCUUUUUCUCAAAGACUAAUUCUGAUGGUGUUGAAAAGUUCUAUAAUUGUGUGGACAAUUACUUCGAACAUCGCAAGAAAGGUAUGAAUUUGAUCGAGGAUUCUGUCGUUACUAGUUUUAAGCUUUACAUGAAUGGUGGUUAUCAAAGAAGUAAGGCUGGUCUUCUAGAUAAAUCGUUAGCUUUUGCAGUUGAGAGUAAGGUUAGGGAAAUAAAUCUUAGCAUAUGUGAAGAGAAGGGUUGUUUGUUCUUCUACUGCUUACCUAAAAUAUUAGACAAUGCAAGAUAUUUGACUAUUUUGGAGUUGAAUGGGGUAGAGUUGGAUGGUAGUUCUUUUUCAUUUAAUUUUCCAUCUUUGAAAACUUUGUCAUUGGAAGAAAUUAACCAAUCUGAUACUGCAAAGGAUGAUGUGGUGUUUAAGUUUUUGUUGGGUUGUCCUUCUCUUGAGAAAUUGUGCUUAAUUGAUUAUGAGUUCUUGUGUAUUAAUGAUCAGUUCCGAUUACAAAGCUCGAGUCUCAAGUUCAUGGAACUUUCACUUGUAGACAGUUCUUAUGAAUUGCAAGUUGAAGCCAUUAAUCUCGAAUCUUUGGUACUAGAUGAUUUUUUUUUGGAAAAGUUAAAUAUCUCUUCUUGCAAGAAGAUUAGAACUCUCUCAUUAGCUCUCUGUGAAGCUAAUAGGCCAUCAUUAGAAGUUCUUAUUUCUAAUAUUCCUCUUCUUGAGAAUUUGACUUUCAGCGACUGCAGUCCAUUAUUAGACCAUCUUAAAAUCUCGUGUCAACACUUGAAAAGUUUGAGUUUUGAGAGAAUGUGCCGCUCUUGUGGAUUGAUCCAUGUUACAAUUGUAUCAGCUCCAAGACUAGAAUACUUUUGUUAUAAAGGUCAUAUUGGUUGUAGCAUAUCAAUAGAGUCAUCUAAUACUUUGGAUGGAAAAAUUGUAAUUCAUGACAAGAAGUUGAACUAUGACAUAAAAUGGUUUACCAAUAUGAUGAAUUUUCUUGUGAAACUCAAUUGCUCUUGGAAUAUUGUGACCCUGCAUGUUCACACAUAUAAGGCUCUCAUGUGGCCCGAAAACUUGAAGAACAUAUGUCGUUAUCCCUUGCUUAAUUGGAAGCAUCUCAAAGUUAUUACUGAUUGUAAGCCUGAGAGAGAGUCAGAGUUGAAGGAUGCCUUGUUGUGGAUUUCACCUUCUUUAGAAACAUUAUCUAUUAAUGAAAAAGUCAUAUUUUAGUUGCUUCACAAUAUUGUAACAGCUGAUUAUGAGUAAGGAUGGCUGUCUGUUAUUAGUUUUCUUUGCGAAAGGGUACUUUAGUUCUUUUUGGAGUAGCUUUGUAAUAAAUUUGACUACUUUGCAUAAGAAUGAUUUAAAUCUUUCCUUGUA
Humulus lupulus (European hop) is the source of this 1750-nucleotide messenger RNA. RefSeq names its product F-box/LRR-repeat protein At3g26922-like. NCBI's taxonomy places the organism in Eukaryota, Viridiplantae, Streptophyta, Magnoliopsida, Rosales, Cannabaceae. The transcript is spliced from 3 exons. Gene Ontology annotation, molecular function: protein binding. The coding region runs from base 191 to 1600 and encodes 469 amino acids. The record is from RefSeq and is a predicted model, not a curated record.